AUGGCGGCAGUUGUGUUCUGGAAAGCAACAAGUUGUGACAAAUGGAUGCCUACCACAGAGAGAGUUGAAACUGAAUAUAGUGAAGAAUACAGACAAGUGGAGUCACAAGACCUUGAUGUUGUUGGAAAUGAUCAGCUUGUCUAUAAAACAGAUACUUCAUUGUCUCCUUGUGAAUCAAGUGACUGUACUUCUGUAUUGGCAGCUAACCCUAAAAAUGUGGAUAUGCCUAUAGCCAAACACAGGGAAGAGAUACUGUCUCUGAUAGAAAGCAAUCCAGUUGUGAUUGUGCAAGGAGCAACUGGCAGUGGUAAGAGCACACAGAUUCCGCAGUAUGUUUUGGAUUAUUGCAUUCAGGAAUCUAUCUACUGCAACAUUGCUGUUGCCCAGCCUUGGAAAAUUGGUGCCAGCAGCCUUGCCAGGUGGAUUAGCAAGGAACGAUCAUGGACCCUGGGUGGUCUUGUAGGAUACGAGGUAAGUUUAAAGAACGUUUCCACAAAGGAGACAAGGUUGCUGUACCUGACAGCUGGAGUUCUUCUUCAGAAAAUUGUUCAUGCCAAAAGCCUAGCUGAAUUCACGCAUAUUUUCAUUGAUGAGGUGCACGAGCGUACAGAAGAAAUUGAUUGCUUGCUCUUGGUGAUCCGUAAACUGUUGCAUACAAAUUCACAGUCUGUAAAGAUAAUCUUGAUGUCUGCUUCCAUCAACUGUAAAGAAUUUGCUGAUUACUUUGCACUUCCAGUUCAUAACGGUCUGAAUCCAGCCUGUGUAUUUAAGGUGGAAGGCAAACCUUAUGCCAUUGAAGAAUAUUAUCUUGAUGAUUUGAAGAACACUAUUCUUUGCAAGCUUCCUUACCAAAAAAUUGAGGAACCAGUGAUAGUAAGGGAAAUGUAUAAAGUAGCCGUGUCUUUGAUUCGGUCAUUUGAUGAGUUGGAUAUGAAGAGCAGUAGUGUUACACCAGAGCGUGGAAGUGUGCUAGUUUUUUUGCCAGGUUUGGAUGAAAUAAACUACAUGCACUCCUGUAUCUCAAAUAUGUCUAACAAAAGAUGGCAGGUGUGCCAACUUCACUCACGUGUGGUAUUAGAGGAACAAAAUAAUGUAUUUUUGCCUGCAGUUCCUGGCUACAGAAAGGUUGUUCUAUCUACAAAUGUAGCUGAGAGUUGUGUAACAGUUCCUGACAUUAAGUAUGUGAUAGAUUUCUGCUUAACUAGAACUUUGGUUUGUGAUGAGGAAACAAGUUACCAAAGUUUGAGACUUUGCUGGGCAUCCAAAAUGAACUGCAGUCAAAGAAAAGGUCGUGCUGGACGUACUUCCAAAGGGUAUUGUUACAGGCUUGUACACAAGGACUUCUGGACAGAGUUUAUUCCAGAGGAGCCAGUACCAGAGAUACUGCGCUGUCCCCUGGGAACUACCAUCUUAAAAACAAAAAUGCUGGACAUGGGGCCACCAAGAGACUUACUGGCAACAGCUCUUUCUCCACCCUGUGUAGGUGACGUUGAACAUACCAUACUUCAGCUGAAAGAGGUGGGAGCACUUACAACUUGUGUGCAAACAGAAGAAAAUCCCCAUGAUGGUGAGCUAACUGUCUUAGGAAGGGUGUUGGCACAGUUGCCAGUGCAUCUGCAUCUUGGAAAACUGAUAGUCCUUGGCCAUGUCUUCGGGUGCUUAGAGGAAUGUCUUAUUAUAGCUGCAUCACUCUCUUUGCGGACUUUUUUUACAGUACCUUUCAAAUGGCACGUGGAUGGAUACAGGAACAAACUGUUUUUUGCUGGGAAUAGUAAGAGCGACUGUAUUGCAAUUGUGAAUGCUUUUAAGGCAUGGCAAGCCUGCAGACAAAAAGGAGAGCUGAGACAUCCCAAGAAAGAGCUUGAGUGGGGUCGAUCAAAUAAUAUUCAUAUCAAGAAGAUCAAAGAG
Merops nubicus (carmine bee-eater) is the source of this 1908-nucleotide messenger RNA. RefSeq names its product putative ATP-dependent RNA helicase TDRD9. The record is from RefSeq and is a predicted model, not a curated record. The annotation marks the transcript as partial. The transcript is spliced from 21 exons. Gene Ontology annotation, molecular function: ATP binding; RNA binding. NCBI's taxonomy places the organism in Eukaryota, Metazoa, Chordata, Aves, Coraciiformes, Meropidae. Gene Ontology annotation, cellular component: intracellular anatomical structure.